GGACCUAAUGAUUUUACCAAUGACGGUAGUGCCGUCAUAGCGCGAACAAUUGAAGUUCGUAGCGAAAAACUGGCGAAAUCAAAUCAGGAAUUGGAACAUAUUUAUGAAAUCGAGCGUACUGUGGAAAUGAUUAUUAGUGGAGGUUAUGAAAAAAUUGCUCUUCAAUUUCCGGACGAGCUACUAGCUGAUUCAGCUGAAGUCACGAGAGUAUUGCGCGAUCGAACUCAGAAAAAGAUCUUUGUUCUGGCUGACACUUCUUAUGGCAGCUGUUGUGUUGACGAAGUUGCAGCUCAACACGCUAGUGCUGAAUGCAUUAUUCAUUACGGCCGUUCUUGUUUAAGCCCUACUUCUCGCUUGCCUGUCCUAUACGUGUUUGGUAAACACCCCAUAGAUAUUGAUCAUUGCUUAGAAGCAUUCGAUAGUUUGUUUGGUCAAGAUAACACUAUGAAUUUAAUUAUCAUGUAUGAUGUAGUAUAUUCUUAUUGUAUCGAUAAAUUCGUACAUAAAGUGCGAACAGACUUGAAAUACACAAAUGUUAUUCAAUCUUUAGUCAAGACGGAUUGUAAUAUAUCACAAGGACUAAAAGGUAAAUUUGAGGGAAGAAAGAUAACCAUGCCAAUUGUUGAUUUUCAUUAUUCAUUCCUUAACUAUUGGGUAGAUAUGAAUAGUCCUCUGCUCAACGGAAGAUAUUAUAAACUUUUUGAGGGAAUGAACAUUGAAUCCUACACAAUUUUUUAUAUUGGAGGAGAAAGUGCAACACUAGUAAACGUCUUAUUGACGUAUAAUAAGUGUAAGGUUUAUUCAUACGAUCCUGAAACGCGAAUAGGGCGCCAAGAGACAUUACCAAAAAAUCAAUCUUUAAUGAGACGCUUUUACAUGGUUCAAAAAGCUAAAGAUGCAGAUGUUAUUGGCAUAGUAGUGGGUACCUUAGGUGUAGCAAAUUAUUUGGAAAUAAUCUCACAUCUCAAAAAGCUAAUUAUUCGUGCGGGAAAAAAGCCUUAUACGUUCGUGAUGGGCAAACUCAAUGUAGCAAAGAUGGCAAAUUUUAUGGAAAUUGAUUGCUUCGUUCUCGUAUCUUGUCCAGAAAAUUGUUUGCUUGAUUCGAAGGAAUUCUAUCGUCCAAUUGUUACACCUUUUGAAUUAGAAAUUGCAUUGAAUCCGUCGAAACAAUGGACCGGAGAAUAUAUUACAGAUUUUCAGCAAUUACUAUCUGCCGACUUUCAGCCCGAAAGUGAGGAUGAACCUCAUUUUUCUUUGGUCACAGGCAAGUUCAAACAAAGUAGGAGAUACGCCCUCAAAGAUUCAUCACAAGACGAUGCCACAAAUAAUGUUACUGAUUUAACACUUCGUAAUCAACACACAUCAAUUUCUACGGUGCUGAAUAGCGCUGCUGGAGAAUAUCUAAAUUCUCGGACAUUUCGAGGAUUAGAACAAAAAAUCGGUGAGACCGCCGUACAGGCUGCUGAAGAAG
Messenger RNA from Dentiscutata erythropus, 1471 nucleotides. Lineage: Eukaryota; Fungi; Glomeromycota; Glomeromycetes; Diversisporales; Gigasporaceae. The record is from the annotation of a GenBank genome assembly.